AUGGCCUCACUGUACGACGUACGCCAAUAUGUGUAUCAAACGUUUGCUGAUAGAGCUGCAGUAAACGUUAGUGACGUUGCAAUUCGGUUCAAUAUUUCCGAAAAAGAAGCACUCCAUUCACUUCGUCUACUACACGACGAACAUCUUAUCGUGUUGGACAACGAUCGUCGCAAUAUCAUCAUGGCACAUCCGUGGGCAGCAAAAAAUCUAGGUUUUGUUGUCGCCAGUUCACAGCAAAAAUGGUGGGGCGGUUGUGCCUGGGAUUCAUUUGCAAUUCCAUCUCUGAUAAACGAAAAAUGUUUAGUAGCUACGCAUUGCCCGUCGUGUGGCCACACAAUAGCCAUGGAUGUAGAUCCCGAUCGACCGCCACAAAAUGCCAAUGAUGUGGUUGCCCAUUUUCUCGUGCCGGUUAGAGACAUGUGGAACGAUGUCGUUUAUAGUUGUAGCAAUCAGUUGCUUUUUUGUAAUCGCAUGCACGUCGAAGAGUGGCUUCAGAGGACGGGCAACACUUUUGGCACUGUUCUUGAUUUGCCGACGCUGUGGACACUGGCCACACAGUGGUAUGCUGGGAGAUUGACACCAGAAUAUCGUCGUCGUACUGCAGAUGAGGCUGCUGCAUUUUUCGAAAGCAUUGGCCUAAGGGGAGACUUUUGGUGCACAAAAAAUAUUUGA
Molecule: messenger RNA, 672 nt
Organism: Bradysia coprophila
Lineage: Eukaryota; Metazoa; Arthropoda; Insecta; Diptera; Sciaridae
Source: RefSeq, a predicted model, not a curated record